AUGCUUGGGGAAUCGAUCCAAGAAUUUUCAGAGGAGGAGAGAGCUGCAAAGGUCAUUCAGAGAGCCUGGAAAAAUUUUCUUAAUGUUGCUGUAUUCCAACACUUUAAAAGUCUGAUUGAUUUAAGAAGACAAGGGGAGCCACGUCAGAUAGUGAAGUUCAUUAAUCCUAAAGAGGCGGAGCUCCUCGAUGCUGCUGCUGGCAUUCAAGUCCGAUUCAGGCUGGGUGGGGUUAAAUUUCCACCAGAGAUAUACUAUAAGAUUUUUACUCACAGGCAUAUUGAAGAUCUGUGUGCUAACAGCCCUAGAGAUUAUACAAGGCUUCCAGCAAAGUACACAUCUCAUAAUAAAGAUGAUCCACCUCAGGUAGAGGACCACAGUGGCUGGUACCGCCGUGUAGAAAACAAUGGCUGGAGGCCUGUUUCCCAUAGAUUUUGGAUACCAACUGAAAAUGAAGUGUUGGAAAGCACAAAGGAAAGUGAAUUUCAUUUCUCUAAACUGCAGAGAAAGCAAGAUAUGGAAAAGAAAAGAAAAAUUAAAAAGAUAGAAUGGAUGAGGCAAAUGUACUACCUAGGAAACCUGGAGGCCAAGUCCACACAUCAUGAAACUCUAAGCCUAAUUCACAAAGCAACAAAAGGGCUAAUAAGGUGUAUUGAAGAUGGAGGGGUAGAUUCUGUGAUGGAAUGGGAAGUAGAUGAAGUGCUGAACUGGACAAAUACACUCAACUUUGAUGAGUAUAUUGCUAACUGGAAAGAAACUGCUACAAGCAACUCUUCAGAUAAUUUAAAAGAUGCCAGGCUUAAACAAAUACAGCGAAGCCUAUAUGUCAACUAUGGAGAUGUGUCAUUGCCUCCAAUGGAAGGACCAAGUGAUGAUAAUGAAAAUAUGAAAUUUGAAAAUACUUAUGUAAGACAUCACUUCACUCCCUUAACACCGAGUUCCAUGUAUGGAAUGAAACCCUAAAGGACUUCCUUUUCUAAGCAAUGGCCGUUCAAGCCAAUUUUUCAGUUAAAGCCA
Molecule: messenger RNA, 1014 nt
Organism: Cricetulus griseus (Chinese hamster)
Lineage: Eukaryota; Metazoa; Chordata; Mammalia; Rodentia; Cricetidae
Source: RefSeq, a predicted model, not a curated record